Molecule: messenger RNA, 1714 nt
Organism: Miniopterus natalensis
Lineage: Eukaryota; Metazoa; Chordata; Mammalia; Chiroptera; Miniopteridae
Gene: MAB21L3
Product: mab-21 like 3
Source: RefSeq, a predicted model, not a curated record
AGAGACUGACACUCCUGGGAGAGGGACCCACAGUGCUGUCCCCUGGAAGCAACCAGGACCUUGCUGUCCCUCAGGACUGAACAGGAAGCCAUGAAAGCCCUGAUCGCGGGAAACUUAGAAGACUGCCUGCUGGAUAAGGCGGACCUGAGGCGCCAGGGCGUUUCCCGGACGCUGGAGGAGGUGCAGAAAGCCGUCUACCAUCUGACCACAGAAAUCAGCAACCAGGACAUCCGCUUCCAAGCCAUCCCGUACUCCCUGGUGUACAACGAGAACAUUAAGGUGCUGGCCCCCAGCCAGUUCCUCGUCACGGUCCCAGUGAGAGGCCUGGCCGGGUACAGGGAGGCCAGGGAGCACCGCUGGAGGUACUACACCCUGCAGGGCGCCCGGCAGCCCUGCCCCCUGCGGGCCCCCGAGGGCCUGCAGCAGUGGCUGGAGGUGCAGCAGUUCACGAAGAGCCUGUGGCAGUGGCACGAGGCAGAUGUGAACAUCGAGGGGGACAUCGUGCCCGCCAAGGUCCUCCAGGCGCUCCGGAAACUGGUGGAAAACGCGAUCGAGACCUGUCGCCUGUCAGGAAAGGUCAGCCUGCUGACAAACAGCAUUGCCGUCCACGUUGCCAUGGAGACAUCCGGAGGUCAGGUGGAGAUAGAGCUGGCCCCCGAAGUGGAGAUCCCCACCGCCUGGCCCAAGAAAGCCCAGUGGCCUCGGUGCCUGACGCGCUGGCCCUCCCCGGAGAGAGUGAAAUGCAUCAAGUCCUUCGGGUUUACCCUGCUGGCCCGCUCCAGUUACCACUGGCAGCUGAGCUUCCUGCAGGCCGAGCAGGUGCUGCUGGAGCAGCUGGACGAGAAUGGGGGCUGCCGCCGGAGAUGCUUCCAGGCCCUGAGGCAGAUGAAGGAGGACGUCUGGUGCCCGGGGGAGAGGCCUGUUAUCACGUCCCACCAUCUGCAGAUGGUGCUCUUCUGGACGUGCGAGAAGUACCCGCGCACGAGGGACUGGCGCGCCUUCGGCACGGGGCUGCUGCGCCUGGCGCGGCGGCUACACCGCUGUGUGCGCCAGCGCUUCCUGCGGCACUUCUUCGUGCGGACCAGCAACCUGCUGCAGGGCGCCAGCGCCACCGAGCUGGACGCCGUGGCCCAGAGGCUGGCCGUCUUCCUGAAGGACCCCCGGGCCAGCCUGCCCUGAGGCCAAGCCGCCGGGGCCCCCAGACGGUCAUCCCAUCCCGGCUGGGCCUCCGUGGAUCGGACGGUCAUCCCAUCCCGGCUGGGCCUCUGUGGAUCGGACGGUCAUCCCAUCCCGGCUGGGCCUCUGUGGAUCGGACGGUCAUCCCAUCCCGGCUGGGCCUCUGUGGAUCGGACGGUCAUCCCAUCCCGGCUGGGCCUCUGUGGAUCGGACGGUCAUCCCAUCCCGGCUGGGCCUCUGUGGAUCGGACGGUCAUCCCAUCCCGGCUGGGCCUCUGUGGAUCGGACGGUCAUCCCAUCCCGGCUGGGCCUCUGUGGAUCGGACGGUCAUCCCAUCCCGGCUGGGCCUCUGUGGAUCGGACGGUCAUCCCAUCCCGGCUGGGCCUCUGUGGAUCGGACGGUCAUCCCAUCCCGGCUGGGCCUCUGUGGAUCGGACGGUCAUCCCAUCCCGGCUGGGCCUCUGUGGAUCGGACGGUCAUCCCAUCCCGGCUGGGCCUCUGUGGAUCGGACGGUCAUCCCAUCCCGGCUGGGCCUCUGUG